Penicillium coprophilum is the source of this 1389-nucleotide messenger RNA. RefSeq lists its product as uncharacterized. Gene Ontology annotation, biological process: metal ion transport; transmembrane transport. Gene Ontology annotation, cellular component: membrane. Gene Ontology annotation, molecular function: metal ion transmembrane transporter activity. Lineage: Eukaryota; Fungi; Ascomycota; Eurotiomycetes; Eurotiales; Aspergillaceae. The coding region runs from base 1 to 1389 and encodes 462 amino acids. The transcript has 7 exons. The record is from RefSeq and is a predicted model, not a curated record.
AUGGCUACUAAUCUGACCUAUCCUACAUUCUGUCUCCCUAGCGAUCCAGCCAGCAUCUCUAUCUACCAUAGCGACGUUGACACGUCAGAUCAACUCAUUUCUACUGUUUUCGAAGACAACGGCUUGUUCCAGGAACAUAUUUCAACCACGCCACUUCCAAAAUUGCGGAUUGUCUCUAUACACUCCAGGUCAUCAAUCAAGCCGCUCCAAAUAUCAGAGGAUGCUCUCUCGGAGCUCAAGAAGGUAUAUAACAUUGGGGAUGAAAUAUGGGACUUGACUUCGACAUUCGGAGAUAAGCCCAUGACUGCAGCUGUCGGUGAAGGAGCAAUGAAAGUGCAACGUAGUGAGAAUGGCAUUCGAGAUAUCUCUUACAGAAUCACAUUUCCAGCGUCGGCGCGAGCGGGAACUCACAAUUGGACUAUGCGCCAGAUUGGUGUUUUCCAUCACCAUGAUCCUAAUGACCUUCAAAACCUGUGGAUCUUUUUUCAUGUCGGCCCUAAUACACCUCUGCAGAAAGAAAUCCAGCAGUAUGCCUCACUGUCGCAGCAGGGGCUACGCUCGGAUCAUACUUGGCUGACACUUCAUUCUUCGGUUUUCUCUUUUUGUCUGCAUAAUUGGCAGUCCUACGUUAAAGAUCUAGGUCAUGAUGUGGACAAACACGCUGAUAGAUCACUUGACUUUAUCUUGAGAAACAUCGAUCAUUUUCUAACCGCCGGAGGUGACACCAACUUAACGGCAAUUCACAACACACGCGACCUUCUUGUGCCCACGUCAUACAGAUUAAGAGUGAUAUUGGACACCCUUACAAAACUCGGUCAUCUGAGCAGUGUUUUGGCCUCUCAGCAUAACGACGCAGACAAUGGCUUCCAAAAACUUGCCGCGUGCAUGGCAUACCACAAAAACCGUCUGGGGGAGGUUGUUAUUGGGGUAGACGUGCUGAAGGAAAAGAUCAAGGAUAUCUUAAGCAUGACUACAUUAGGGCUGGAUUACAGGAUGACCAGCCAGAUGCUUGACCUCAACAACCGGAUGGUUGAAUUAAAUAACCGCAUGCUUAAUGCUAAUGAGCAGCUGCUCCGAAUCGGAACCAAGAAUUUCGAUGACAAUGCAACGGUUAAGGUAGUCACUAUCAUGACGCUUAUAUACUUGCCUGCAAGCCUUGUGUCGUCUUUUUUCGGCAUGAAUUUGUUCAAGUUUGACGAUGGGACAACUGAAGAACUCAAAGUAUCUAAGCAAUUCUGGAUCUUCUUUAUUGCUACCAUAAUCUUGGCAGUCAUCACAAUCAGCACAUGGUAUCUAUGGACCCACAAGGAGCAGGUUCGAAGGCGGAAGUUCCGCCUGCUGAAGCGUGAACCACCGCAGGAUGCUGAUAAGGCGCCGGCUGCGGCCUGA